Trichobilharzia szidati is the source of this 1941-nucleotide messenger RNA. NCBI's taxonomy places the organism in Eukaryota, Metazoa, Platyhelminthes, Trematoda, Strigeidida, Schistosomatidae. The record is from the annotation of a GenBank genome assembly.
AUGAAGAAUAAAUUUUGUUCGAAACGUUAUCCAGUAAACAAUAAUACUGUUUCACUGUGUGAUACAUUUAAUAAACUAACUAAUAUGGAACUUGAACCAAUCAAAGCUUAUGAACAUUUAUUAGCAAUUCGUGAAGAAGAGCGUUUAGUAACUGAAUUAGUCUCUGAUGCUGAUAUUGAAUCAACUGAGAAAAUUUUACCACAUAGAAAUUCUGGGAUUAGUCCUUCAUCUUUAGGUGGAAAUGAAACUAAAGCAUUAGCGACUGGAGGUACUACAGCCUUGGACUUCACGUCAACUUUAAACUGGUCGACCAAAGUUUCUCAUCCAGUGAAUACAACAGCGGAUAGUUAUGAUUAUGAUGAUGAUAAAAAUACGUUGACUGGAGAUGAAAUUACUUCGAUAAGAAAGUCAAGUGUUGGAGAAACAUUGGCCGAUUUAGAAUAUUAUCCAAUCAGUCCACUACCAAUAUGGAAUUCAGAAGAUGAACUUGAAUUGUUAGUUAAUGAUUGUCAAGAACGCUUAGAACAAUUAAGAGAGAAUACUGAUGAAACUGGUAAACUGAACGACGAAACAUUGGUUAGACUGCUUAUUCAAAAGCUCAUGUCAAAACCAUGUCAAAAUCAAGGAUAUGUGUUAGAUGGAUUUCCGAAGACACUUGAACAAGCUGAAGCUUUAUUCAGACCUGACCCAGAAGAUGAAGAUAUUCUUGGCAAUGAGAAAUUUCCAUCAUCUCAUCGAUUGAUCACACCUGAUUAUGUAAUUUAUUUGAUGGGUAGUAAUGAAUUAGUACGUCAUCGAUUCAACAGACAAUCAACAGAGGCUGGUCUCAAUCCUGAGCAAGCUUUAGUAAUCCCACCAUUAUGGAAAGCUUGUUUACUGGGUGAUAAAUACAUGUCUCAAGAUGCCGAUAAGAUGAAACCAAGUGUAAAUGUCGAGAAUGAACCAGAAAAGGGAUCAGAACACUUGGAGAAUACAGAUGAAAAUGCACCAGGUGAAGAGAUGACAGUGUUGAAACACUUAGAGACACAGAAGCAUAGACAUGAACGACGUCUAGAAGCUUAUCGUGCUGCAAUGGCACCUGCUGCUGCAGCUUUUCGUGCAGCACUAAUUGAUGAGGCUAACUUACUUCAUGAAGAAAAAAAAGAAGAACGCAGGGAGCUGCGUAAAGCUCAAAAAGAACUACUUAGAGUAUUGGCAGCAGAAGAAGCUACAGUUGAAGAUGGAAUUGACGGCGGCGGUGGUCAAGAAAGAGAUGAUGAACAUGAAAAAACAAAAGAGGGAGUAAAUGAUGCAUUACCAAGCGAAAAAGCGAAGGAAGAAGGAGAACGUGAUAGUGAAAAAGGUGAAGACGUUGGCGAAGAAGAAGAACAUACAAAAACUGAAUCAACUUUAGAAGAAUUAAGGCUUGCCCACAUUCCACCGAUUCCUGAGACUCCAGAUGAUACCGAAGAGAAUGUGAUGACGUAUUUUGAUAUCAGAGAAAUUCAUCCAGUUGUUAUUGACAUGGAUAAAGAUUUCAGUUCAGUGAUUGGUACAAAUGGUCCACAAGAAGAUUGUUUUGAAAAAGUACGUAAGGUGAUCGGACGUCAGGAAGCGCCAAAUCUACCUUCUAUAAAAUUAUUAUCAUCAAAACCAAGUGAAUGUGAAAUGCAACAAAGAGCUAUGAAGAAUUUGAAAGAAUUACAAGCUGUCAAGAUGAAACUCUCUGAAAGUCGAAUGGAACGAGACGAAAAGGAAGAAGCUAAAUUACUUCAACAAUAUCAAGAUGAUUGGAAUAGAUGGCUUUCUUUGCUGAAUGCACAGAAUUAUCAAUACACUGAAGCGCAUUCACUACCAAUGCGUCAUUAUCUAAUGAAAUAUAUUAUGCCAGAUUUAUCAAAAGCUUUACUGAAAUGUACUGAAGUACGACCAGAGGAUCCAGUUGAUUUUGUGGUGAGUUAA